AUAGCAGCAGUGUUAUGUUGUUCUGAUACGGAAACCAGCAGCAACCGCCGUUUUAAGAAAGGACAGAAGCCUCGAAGUAAACUUCGCUAGUUUCAUGGUUUUCUGCAGCCAUAUUUAGGUCGUUUCUUCAGUAACGGAGGAAGAGUUAAAGAAAAGUAAAAGAGAGUGAUGGGUGGUGGUGGUGGAGUACUGCUAGGCAUGCCUGGACCAUGGGCUGAUGAUAAUCGUGAACCAUCUGAUUUAUACACUUCCAAAAUCGGUGGACUCCCUGAUUGGCCUUUUCCUGCCGAGAACUUAGCACCCAAUUUGCUUAUUUGUGGUGCUUGUGGAAGUAAGCUCUGUCUUGUUGCCCAGGUUUACGCUCCAAUUUCUAGUGGAACUUUAAACAUUGAAGAUCGAACUAUCUUAGUGUUUGGUUGUAUAAUACCAAAUUGUGGGAACACCCCUCUUAGCUGGCGAGCUCUUCGUGUUCAGAAAGUGGACAGUGAGAGAGAGUCAUCUGUGAGUACAGAAGAAGUGGUCCCUUCAACUCCACCAGUGUCAGUUUCAAAAAGUAACUGGCUGGAUGAUGAUAGUGAUGAAGACAUUGAUCUUGAAGCUUUGAGUAAAGCGCUUUCUGAGGCUGGAACAUUGGCUUCUCACUCCAAGAAAAAAGAUGGGAACCGACGAUCCGAGUCUGUUGUAAAGAAUUCCACUUUGGUGGCAAGGACAGGAAUAGACAUGGAAACGCCUGUGGUUCCUUGCUUUUAUAUGUAUACCCAAGAGCCAUCCUCAAAGGACAUUGUUUCUUCCAUAUGUUCAACUUACUCUGAACUUUCCGUUAAGGAGGAACAAAUUUGCAAUUACAAUGAUGAUGAAAUGGGAGAUGCAGGGGAACAGGAAGUGUAUGAAUAUGAUAAAGCUUUAAGUGCUGACAGGACAUACCUCAAGUUCAAGAAACAGUUGGAUGCAAACCCGGAUCAAUGCUUCAGGCACUUGUAUGGUGGAAAGCCACUUCUCGCCACAGCAGAGCUGGGAGACCCUGGCAACUGCAAGUUGUGUGGUGGUUUCAGGCACUUUGAGAUGCAACUUAUGCCCCAACUAAUAUCUUUUCUACUAGAUGGGGCUGAUGAUUGUCAAAAAAAUGUACUAGAGAAUUGGAACUGGAUGACCCUUGUCAUCUUUACUUGCUCCAAGAGCUGUUCCAAUUCAUUUGAUCGAGAAAAAUCCACAACCAGUGGUUGGAUUGUGGCAGAGGAAGCUGUUUUGGUACAAUUUGAGAAAGCCCUGCACGAGUCAAUUCUCCCUGGUUAUUUCUCAUGAUGUGUUACAAAACUGCUGGAAUGAAAGAGUAGAAAUCCAAGAUACACUCUUUUUUCUUCGUCUUCUGGGUGCGAUUGAUUAGCAUUAGUGAUUUAUCCUUGUCUGGUGUAUUUUGUUCUCGGUUUCUGUAGAAUUAAAUGGUUGAUGUGUAGAAAGAGGGGAGUGCUUGUAAAGAAAGGCUGGAAAGAGCUUGGAUGCAGAUAUUGAAAACUGGACGGGUGUUCUUUUAAAUUUUGAUUUUUUUUAAAAUUAAAUAAAAAAUUUAUGUUCUUAGAUUA
Molecule: messenger RNA, 1580 nt
Organism: Populus nigra (black poplar)
Lineage: Eukaryota; Viridiplantae; Streptophyta; Magnoliopsida; Malpighiales; Salicaceae
Exons: 7
Coding region: 169-1302 (377 amino acids)
Cellular component (GO): cytoplasm
Source: RefSeq, a predicted model, not a curated record